AUGAACUACUCAACAAAGCCAAAGAUGAAAGUUAUCGAGACUGUAAAUGAAUUAAUUUUAAACAAAGAACUUAAACCUAAAAAUUAUCCAGGUGCAAUACAUCCCAAAAAAAUAGAACAACCCACUUGGCUAACAGGAACAAUUCUGACAAUUUUAAAAGAUGAAACUAUUUCACCAAAAGUGAUUUAUGCAAGUAGUAAAAAAUUAGCAUUACACCUGCAUAACCGACAUGUUCCACUUGAAGCAGAAGAUAUUAAAUUAAAAUUACAAGAAGUUCGGUCAAGAUUACAAAUAGAUGACACAAAACAUUUAAGUAAUGAAGAACUACUUCAAGAUCCAAAGGCUAAAGCACUUUUUAGGAGCCUCUGCUAUAAUUGGGCACCUAUUUCAUAUGAUAAAUACACAUGCUUGACAUAUUUAGUUGGUAGAAGUGUACCUGAAUAUACUGUUUUAUAUAGAAUUUUUAAGGAAAUUGUUGAUAAUGAUAAAAGUUUCAUACCAAAGACUUUAUUUGAUUUUGGUUCUGGUAUUGGUACAGUUAUGUGGUCAGCAUCUCAAUUCUGGGCUAACUCUAUCAAGGAAUAUUACUGUGUUGAUAUUUCUUCAGACAUUCAGAAAUUGUCUGAAUACCUGAUAACAAAAGCUACACCAGCAAUUAAUCCAAAUUACAUCUUUUAUCGGCAAUUUUUGCCCUCGACCUCAAUCCGAACCUAUGAUAUUGUAGUGAGUGCAUAUUCUUUACUGGAAUUGCUAAACCAAAAAGCUCGUAUUGAAACAAUUAUGAAACUAUGGCAAAAGACAGAACAAUAUCUGGUUAUUGUAGAACCAGGAACAAGAGUUGGGUACAAGAUCAUCAAUGAAGCUCGAGAUUUCAUACUUAAUUAUGGGAGUGAAAUAGAGGGUGCACAUGUAUUUUCACCUUGCCCACACGACUUCGAAUGUCCCAGAUACACGGCAGAUAAUACCCCCUGCAAUUUCCAAUUGUCGUAUCUAACGUUACCUAUUGGUGAAACUGCUUCAUACCAAUGGGAACGUUAUUCAUAUGUGGUACUAAAGAAAGGUAAACGUCCAGAAGAUGAUAGCAGGUGGCCACGAAUUGUUAGACCGGUACUAAAACCUUCUAGACAUGUCAUAUGCCGUCUAUGUACGAGUUCGGGAAAAUUAGAAGAACAAAUAUUUACCGCGUGGAAGAACGGAAAAAUUACGUAUAGCUGCGCAAGGAAAAGCCAUUGGGGUGAUCGUUUACCGUUUGACUAUUGUAAAACGGAGGAAAUUGAAGAACCAGAAGAAAAAUAA
Habropoda laboriosa is the source of this 1296-nucleotide messenger RNA. Its product is annotated as methyltransferase-like protein 17, mitochondrial. Lineage: Eukaryota; Metazoa; Arthropoda; Insecta; Hymenoptera; Apidae. The transcript is spliced from 9 exons. Gene Ontology annotation, molecular function: structural constituent of ribosome; methyltransferase activity. The coding region runs from base 1 to 1296 and encodes 431 amino acids. Gene Ontology annotation, cellular component: mitochondrial small ribosomal subunit. The record is from RefSeq and is a predicted model, not a curated record. Gene Ontology annotation, biological process: translation.